This is a messenger RNA of Mus caroli (Ryukyu mouse), 1245 nucleotides long. RefSeq names its product neuronatin (gene Nnat). The record is from RefSeq and is a predicted model, not a curated record. Gene Ontology annotation, cellular component: cytoplasm. Lineage: Eukaryota; Metazoa; Chordata; Mammalia; Rodentia; Muridae. Gene Ontology annotation, biological process: brain development; positive regulation of insulin secretion.
UUAAGGCACGGCCACCGGGGCUGCGGCAUUGCGCCCAGCAGCGGACUCCGAGACCAGUAGACCUCGGCGAACCCUUGCUCUCGACCACCCACCCACUUUCGGAACCAUGGCCGCAGUGGCAGCAGCCUCGGCAGAACUGCUCAUCAUCGGCUGGUACAUCUUCCGUGUGCUGCUGCAGACCCUGUCCCCAGUGCGCCCGCGCCCAGCCGGGAACAAAGACUCAGGGGUGCGGCGGUCGCCCGCUGCGGACGAUCGCGACCAACGCGGUGUUCAGGUACUCCCUGCAGAAGCUGGCGCACACGGUGUCCCGGACCGGGCGGCAGGUGCUGGGGGAGCGCAGGCAGAGAGCCCCCAACUGAGGCCCCAGCUCCCAGCCCUGGGCGGCCGUGUCAUCAGGUGCUCCUGUGCUUCUCGACCAGCAUGGGAGCCAGUGCCGCGCAGGAAUGGGGGGUCCCCUGUGUUCCCUCGUCAGAGGAGCACUUGCCAAGGUCAGUGAGGGGCCGGUAGGCCCCCAGAAAAGCAGCACCGACAAUAAUGAAGAUAUCAGUUCCCUUCCCAGCCCCUUUGCCCCUGUCCCACUACCGGCGGGUGGGAGAGGAGGGGGGAAGAGGGGAGCAACCCUCGAGAUAUGGGCGUAGGCACCACAUUCUGAUCUGGACCAAGUCGGAACAGUACCAUCUCAGCCGCACAAGAUCCUACCAUGAAGAUCGAACAGCCCAUCAACCAGCAGAAUGGACAUUCUGACAUCACCAGCUGAAGCCCUGAAUCUCAGUGCAGAAGAGAAAGUGUCAACUGCGUGCAGCAUGGGGGGAGUGGAGGGCGUGGGUGGUGGAGGAAGAGGGUUAAGAAAACUAGUGGGGCCCCCUUGCUGUCCCUUGCCUAUGGCACACAUAUUCCUGCCUUGCUCCCUCAUUUCCCCUUUCCCCUGCCUUCAAAAGCCCUCCCCAAAAUGUGUCACUUGAUUCGGAUAUAUUCAACCAGUAAUUGAAUCCCACCUUUACCAAAACACCUUCUCUGACCCCCGGCCCUUCACUGAUCUUGCUUAUCCCUGGUCUCACGCAGCAGUUGUGGUCAAUAUUGUGGUAGUCGCUAAUUGUACUGGUUUAAGUGUGCAUUAGUAGUGUCUCCCCAGCUAGAUUGUAAGCUCCUGGAGACAGGGACCACCUCCACCAAAAAUAAAAAAAUGGACUUCUCCUGUCUUGUAGUGUCCUAGGACCCUGCAGGGCAGUGGGGGUGCACCAAAAA